AUGGGAGCUGUUGCUUCUGUUGCUGCUGCAUUUAUUCCACCCGUCCUCACCGCCGUCGUUGGUGUCUUGUGGGCAAUUCGCGGCGCAUCCAGCGGCGGACGCGUUCGCGAGAACCCGGUUCUGCAAGAGCUAGAACACCGCAUUCAGCAGCAGCAACUGGCCAUCGAGGCCGCGUCGGCCAACCAGGCCAGCGCUGAAGAAGCUCGACGUUUGGCAGAAGAUGCAUUCCGACAAUCCGAGGAGCACAGGAGGAGGUUCGAAGAAAGCUCCAGACUGCAGGAAGAGGCGAGGCUGAGGGCAGAAGAGGCGAGGGCGAGGGCAGAGGAGGAGCGAGCGGACGAAGAACGUGUACGAGCGGAAGCUGAGGCGCGGAGGGCGCAGGCCGACCAGCAGAGGGCUGACAAAGCCAGGCAGGACGCGGAAAGGACCGCAGCUGAAGCUCGCGCUGCGCGUGAGAAGGCGGAGAAGGACUUGCGCGAAGGCAUCCGGCCUAUCAUCAUUCCCACCCAAGCCCAGCUCCGCGCGACGAAGUUGCGCCUCCAGUACAGGGAAGGUCUCUUCCACUUUGCUAUCGCAGGAAUCGCAGGGAGCGGCAAGUCCUCCUUGAUCAACGCCUUCCGUGGCCUCCGCAACAAGGACAGGAGUGCAGCACCGACGGGCGUUGUCGAGACCACAAGUGUCAUUACUCGGUACCCCGACCCCAGUGCUGCGAACCCCUUCGUGUGGUACGACGUUCCUGGCGCCGGGACGCUGUCCAUUCCCGACUGGCAGUACUUCACUGACCAGGGACUCUACGCCUUUGAUUGCAUUGUCGUCCUCUUCGACAAUCGCUUCACCGCCACGGAUGUCGCGAUCCUUCGCAACUGCACCCGCUUCCAAAUCCCUACCUACAUCGUGCGCUCGAAGUCGAGGCAGCACAUCCAGAACGCCGCCGAAGAUAUGGUUGACGAGGACGACGACGUCGUCGAACGCGCGCGUGAGCAGUACAUCCGGGAGACGCGUGCCAGCGUCGCGCGCAACCUGGAGGCAGCGGGCCUACCGAAGCAGCGCGUUUACAUGGUCGAUAAGGAGGCGCUCUGCAAGGUGGUGAAGGGCAGACAGCCAGAGGAGUGCAUCGAUGAGUGGGAGUUGCUGCGCGACCUGCUCAGCGAGGCGCGCCGUCGACGCCGUGCCCGCCAAGCAGCUGAAAGAGCUGCUGCCGAGGCGCGGGCCCAGCAGGAAGAGGCCGAAAGGCAGCUACGUGCAGGGGCUCAGCCCGUCGUCGUGCCUACACUGCAGCAGAUCCGCGAGGCAAAGCAGCGCCUGCAGUACCAGGAGGGGUAUGUCCACAUCGCAGUCGCAGGCAUAGCCGGCAGCGGCAAGUCGUCCCUGAUCAACGCCCUGCGCGGUAUUCGUAAUGGCGAGGCGGGGUCUGCGGAGACUGGGAUUGUCGAGACAACGAGCGUCAUCGCACGCUACCCCGAUCCCAACCCCAACAAGCGCGUCGUGUGGUACGACGUUCCUGGUGCCGGUACCCUCUCAAUCCCAGAUUGGGAGUACUUCACCAACCAAGGGUUGUACGUCUUUGACUGCAUCCUGGUACUCUUCGAUGCGCGCUUCACGGAGACAGACGUCGCCAUUCUGCGGAACUGCGCGCGCUUCCGCAUACCCGCGUACGUCGUCCGCUCGAAGGCGCGCCAGCACAUUCGCAACCUUGCCCAGGAUAUUGAAGGCGAAGACGAUGAUUCGGAGGAUGAGGCCGGCCUUACAUCCGGGGCUGUUGCGCGUGCACGCGAGAAAUAUGUGAGGGAGUCGCGGGAGAGCGUCGCGCGGAACCUUGAGCUGGCAGAGCUACCGCAACAGCGGGUAUACCUCGUCGACAAGCAGACGCUGAUACUGCUCUCCCAAGGACAGCACACGGGAGAUACGAUCGACGAGAGCGACCUGCUGGGAGUGCUAGCCCAAGAGGCUCAGCGCGUGCCAGGUCACUGGCAAUGA
Rhodofomes roseus is the source of this 1977-nucleotide messenger RNA. RefSeq names its product P-loop containing nucleoside triphosphate hydrolase protein. The coding region runs from base 1 to 1977 and encodes 658 amino acids. Lineage: Eukaryota; Fungi; Basidiomycota; Agaricomycetes; Polyporales; Fomitopsidaceae. The transcript has 3 exons. Gene Ontology annotation, cellular component: membrane. The record is from RefSeq and is a predicted model, not a curated record. Gene Ontology annotation, molecular function: GTP binding.